This is a messenger RNA of Alnus glutinosa, 1407 nucleotides long. Its product is annotated as protein RICE SALT SENSITIVE 3. The record is from RefSeq and is a predicted model, not a curated record. Lineage: Eukaryota; Viridiplantae; Streptophyta; Magnoliopsida; Fagales; Betulaceae. Bases 75 to 1175 code for a protein of 366 amino acids. The transcript has 7 exons.
AGUUGGUAAGCUUAUAUAAGGGAGAGAGGAUGUUUAGGUUUUCCUUCUGAGAGGAGAGGAAUUAAAGAGAGUCGAUGGAAGAACAUCUCAGCCCAUUAGCUGUUACUCAUCUCCUUCAACACACCCUACGAAGUUUGUGCAUUCAUGAAAAUUCUCAGUGGGUCUAUGCUGUCUUCUGGAGGAUCCUACCCAGAAAUUACCCCCCACCCAAAUGGGAUGGUCAAGGAGCUUAUGACAGGUCAAGAGGAAACAGGAGAAACUGGAUACUGGUUUGGGAAGACGGGUUCUGCAACUUCGCUGCGUCGUCAUCAGCAGCUGAUCAGAUAAAUUCGGGGGAUUGUCCAGCUGGCUCAUCUGUUCACGGGAACUGUGAGUUUCAACACUACCAAGGGCUGCAACCGGAGCUCUUUUUCAAGAUGUCCCAUGAGAUCUACAACUAUGGAGAAGGUUUGAUAGGAAAAGUGGCUGCAGAUCAUAGCCAUAAGUGGAUAUACAAAGAACCAAAUGACCAAGAAAUCAACUUCUUGUCAGCAUGGCACAACUCCGCCGACUCACACCCCAGGACAUGGGAAGCCCAGUUCCAGUCUGGUAUAAAGACCAUAGCCCUGAUUGCAGUUAGAGAAGGUGUGGUUCAGUUAGGAGCCAUUCACAAGGUGAUUGAAGACCUGAACUACGUUGUUCCACUAAGAAAGAAAUUCAGCUACAUUGAAAGCAUCCCGGGCGUGCUUUUACCCCACCCGUCCUCCUCCGCAUACCCGUUCAAAGUUGAUGGAUACGGAAGCCCAGACGCGUGGCAUUUCCAAGGCAGUCUUGCACCCCCGCAAGCCGAUCAAUUCUAUGAGCAAUACAACCAACCUUUGAGAGUAACACCUUCCAUGAGCAGCCUUGAAGCGCUUCUCUCGAAGCUUCCAUCAGUUGUGCCGCCCACCACACCGCCACAAUCACAGUUCAUGUCAUCUCAGAGGGCGUUUGAAUUUAUGGGAAUGGAAAAAGUGGCCAAGGAGGAAACUGAUCAUGAUCAUCAGGAUCAGGUAUAUAGGCCUACUGUACACGAUGUGGGUGAGACCAGUAGCUCCAUGUCGGCCUACUAUCGUCAUCAUCAACAUCAUUUCCAUCAGAACCAAGAUCAUGGUCAGAAUGUAACUAGCAGCGGACCCAACAAUAAUGGAUUUUAAUUGACACAUUAGGUGUUACUAGCUAGCUCUAGUUGAUUUUAUUAGAUUAAUUAUUAUAUAGGCCAGGAAUCAGGCGCUUUGAUUUCUAACCUUUUAGUUUCAGUAUUGUCUUCAUUGGGUGUAUCUCCUAGGCCAGGCUAGGCUAGGCUAGGCUUAGCUUUCCUAGUCUGAUCGAUGUAGUUCCAAGAAUCCUCCAUCCACUUCUCGUAUACGAGCAUUACCUUGUUUUUUA